GAUUUCCUGGUUUUCGAGAGACGCCUCUUGUUCAGAGGAGUUAAAGGGAGCCAGUUGUGCAGAUGGGAACCUGCAGCAGCAUCAACUUCCAAUUUCUCCCUAUCGGAAUAGUAGAGACAGGAGUGCAUGCUGUGUUAUACUCAGAUGAGCCGGUUGUGUAAUUUCCAGCUGGAGUGCCUUUGUUGGAGAAGUUGGAGGAGUUGACCAUGGUUGAACAUUACCUGUAUUUACUCCUGCUGGGAUUUAGCAGCAUUGGGAAACAACGGCUAAUACUGGGCAAGGAUGUGAACCCGAUCUCCAGGCAUUCCACAUAUGAGAUUGUAAUUCCUCAAAGACUGACCAACAAGGAAAAACGCUGGACGUAUUUUCAUGAGGAAUAUCCAGACAACCAACUAUCUUACUUGAUUCCAACUAGAAAUGGCACACACAUUCUGAAACUGAAGAAAAAUGUAAACCUUAUUGGUGAACAGUUCAUAAUGCAUACCUACAGCAAAGAUGGUAAUUUGGAAAGCACUCCCUUUAAAACUAAGGACCAUUGUUAUUAUCGUGGAGUAGUUGAAGGGAUUAAGGAUUCCUGGCUUGCACUCAGUACCUGUGAUGGCCUUAGGGGAAUCCUCCAUGUUGGUGGUAGACGAUAUGGUAUGGAACCGGUUACUGGAUCCGAUCGAUUUGAACACUUCUUCUUUAUAUUAGAAAAUUCUCACCAGCCCUUUACAUGUGGUGUGUCAAACGAUGUUCAAUACCAUGAUCAGAGUUCAGAGAGCUUUUUCAAAUACACAAAUGUGUCACAUAGUGUGGAGACAUUUCUUAGGAGAAGAAGAGCUGUGCUGCCAGAGAAAAGAUAUGUGGAACUGUAUAUCGUUGUUGAUCAUAACAGGUAUUUGUUGAAAAAAUCUGAUACUGGAGCUGUACAAAAGGACGUGGUUGAACUGACUAAUUACGUGGAUGCGAUGUUCAGUCCCUUAAACAUACAAGUUGUCCUAAUUGGGGUGGAAAUAUGGACGAGUGAAAACCCAAUAGAUGUGACUGGGCCAGCUGGAGAUGUACUGAGCAAAUUUGUAGCAUGGAGACACAACGUUCUCACAAAAAGACCAAGAAAUGACGUCAGCCACCUCCUCAUAGGCAGAAAAGCAUUUGGUACUGCGGUUGGAAUGGCUUUUGUUGGCACUGUCUGCAGUCCAGCUCAUGGAGGCUCAAUCAGUACUUUUGAUCAUGAUACCGUGCUAAGUCAUGCUAGUAUUGUUGCGCAUGAACUGGGACAUAACCUGGGAAUGAAUCAUGAUGAUAAAAAUUGUCCAGGUGCCUACAUUAUGCACAGUAUAGACAAUGGGUCCAGGAACUUCAGUAGCUGCAGUGAGAAUGACUUUGAGCAGUUCAUCUUGAAAGGUGGAGGAACCUGUCUUAGAAAUGCUCCCAAACCAAGUGACAUUUUCACAGAACCUGUAUGUGGCAAUAACAUUGUGGACAGAAAUGAAGAAUGUGAUUGUGGCACUCCUAAAGAGUGUUCAAACCCUUGCUGUGAUGCUGCCACUUGCAAACUGACACCUGGAUCAGAAUGUGCAGAAGGAUUGUGCUGUGAAAAGUGUCAGUUCAAAGUAGCUGGAAUCAAGUGCAGGAAAAAAGGGAAUACCUGUGAUCUCCCCGAAUAUUGCAAUGGAACCUAUCAUGACUGCCCCGAUGAUGUGUAUAUCAUGGAUGGCUAUCCCUGUAACAAUAUGAAAGAUUACUGCUAUAGUGGAGUUUGUCAGAAUUAUGAUUCUCAAUGUGAAUUCCUCUUUGGAAAAGGAGCCAAAAAAGGACCAAAUAUUUGUUUUGAAAUUGCAAAUAGCAAUGGAGACAGAUUUGGGAAUUGUGGGAUGUCUGGAGGAAAUUUUGUAAAAUGCACCCAAGCAAAUAGUCUCUGUGGAAAAAUUCACUGCACGUCCGUCAGUCAGCAGACCCAACUUUCUCAAGUAUACAUCCAAAAUCAGGGUGGUGUUUCCUGUGUGACUACAGCCUUUGAUCUUGGUUCAGAUGUUCCUGAUCCAGCUCUGGUUAACAGAGGCACUGCCUGCUCAGAAGGAAAGGCCUGUGUGGAUUCCAAAUGUGUGAAUGCAAGUCAGCUUGGUUACGAUUGUGAUGUGAAGACAAAAUGUCAUGACCAUGCAGUAUGUAACAAUAAAGGCAAUUGCCACUGUAACCCUGGAUGGGCACCUCCUUUCUGUGACAGAUCUGGUUAUGGUGGCAGCAUAGAUAGUGGCCCAACACAUAUAGAUACAUCACUUCGAGAUGGCCUCCUCAUUUUUUUCCUACUUGUGCUACCUUUGUUAAUUCUACUUGUGGCUGCAUUUAUUAAAAGGGAUGCAAUCAAGAGACGACUUUGCAGAGGACGUCGAAGACGUCAGAGAGCUAAGGAGGCAGCGCAAGCAAGACAAAAUCAGAAUCAAAAUGAACCCAGGGAGCCUAAUGCAGCAAAUCCAAGGCGGCCUGUAACAUCUAAUUCUGGAGUCUUUACGAUAUCCCACUUUCCUGCACCAAGGCCACCACUUCGAGGCCAGCCAGGACCUCCCCCACAAAGGCCUCCUUUGCGACCCCCAGUCCCACCCAGACCUGUUUUCACCAGUGCUUCCUGAGGAAAUAUCAGUAACUUAGAUUGACACCUCAAAUGUACUAGGAAAGAUGUGCCAAUGUUAAAUCUGUGAAAUGUUUCCAAAAGUAUUAUUUUUAUUAACCUGCAUGUAAAGACCUCAUUUUUAUAGGACAGCACUGCUAUAGUUUUGGGUGAUUUAACUUAAAAAUAACUUUAAGAAUGAAAAAAACAAAAAUUAAUCAGUAGGCAGCUUAGAGAUGUCAACAUGAUUUCACUUGUAUUAGCUAUAUGGUCCUCAGAUCACAUAUACCAGUGUUUUUCAAACUGUGCUCCUCCAGGUGUUUUGGACUUCUGCUCCCAGAAAUCUUGGCCAGUUUCCCAGCUGUUAGAAAUUCUGGAAGCUGAAGUCCAAAACAUCUGGAGGAGCCCAAUUUGAGAAACUCUUGACAUAUAUGUAAGGUCUUUCCCCAAACACAGAAGUGAUUUUAACAAUAUCAUUAGAAAUGGGAUUUUCCCCAGCUUUUCUGUGAAUGCGGCCUUUGAAUUCAGCUGUCUAAAACAUAAACCAAACUGUGAAAGAAAUCUGUUGAAGGAAAGGUUCUGAGACUAAAACGUAAUUGAAGAAACUGUGCUGUAUUAGCAUUUUCCCAAUACACAAUAGUAUAUAUAUUCUCCCCUAUUCAUCAAAGGGGAUCACUGCCAAUGACACAAAAAAGGGUUUGUAUCCUUAGAAUAUUCUUUAAAUCAACUCUCAAAAUUGUUACAUUUUCUUACUUUAAUUGCUGCUUGGUAAAUGUAUGAUAUGAAGAAGAUAAAAGUAUGAUAUGAAGGACAUUUACAUUUGGUAUGGAGGUUAAUUGGUGUCAAUGUUUACAGUCAUAGAAAUUCAAUAUCCACAUUUAGCUUUUUUUUUAAGACAGAAAAUGAAUGUGAAACCUCACUAAUAGAUUUCAAUGGUACUGUUUUAUUGAUGGAUUUUCUAACAUCUAUUUUAUUUGCAGUUUUGCACAAAUCACUAGGUAAUGCUAACUGGAAAAAAGGUGUUACUCAUUCUGAUAUUGAAGUGAAUAAUUUUGUAAGAAAAAGAAAUAAAUAUAUAUAUCUUGCCAUUUCAA
Messenger RNA from Anolis carolinensis (green anole), 3684 nucleotides. Its product is annotated as disintegrin and metalloproteinase domain-containing protein 9. Gene Ontology annotation, molecular function: metalloendopeptidase activity. The transcript is spliced from 23 exons. NCBI's taxonomy places the organism in Eukaryota, Metazoa, Chordata, Lepidosauria, Squamata, Anolidae. Bases 207 to 2612 code for a protein of 801 amino acids. Gene Ontology annotation, cellular component: plasma membrane. The record is from RefSeq and is a predicted model, not a curated record. Gene Ontology annotation, biological process: proteolysis.